Messenger RNA from Gossypium arboreum, 2827 nucleotides. Its product is annotated as putative disease resistance protein RGA3. NCBI's taxonomy places the organism in Eukaryota, Viridiplantae, Streptophyta, Magnoliopsida, Malvales, Malvaceae. Gene Ontology annotation, molecular function: ADP binding. The transcript has 3 exons. Gene Ontology annotation, biological process: defense response to other organism. The coding region runs from base 175 to 2616 and encodes 813 amino acids. The record is from RefSeq and is a predicted model, not a curated record.
AUUCAAAUACUCCAUUUUCGGGUUUUUCUGCGCCCUAAUAGUAGUAAAAGAAAAUUCUCAUCAAACCCUAAAGCCCGGAAAAGAAAAAGUGAGAAGUUUAGUUGAUCUCUGAGAAUCUCAAACAGAAGUUUAGUUGAUCUCUGAGAAUCUCAAACAAUCACCCUUAAUUUGCAGAUGGCCGAUGAACAUAUUUCCUCAGUCCUGGAGCAGCUACGACGAAUCAUCGCCGACGAAAUUUUUGGGUACUUGGAGGUUGAGAUAAACUUGCUUGUAUGUAGACUCGAUGCUUUUCAAUCUAUGAUUCUUGAUCAUGGGGAUGGGCUAUUUUCGGUUGAGCUAUUGGAGCGUGGGAUUACUGUUCAUGCACUCGAUCAAGUGCUAUAUGAAAUAGAAGAUUUAAUUAGCGACGUCUUACAUUUAGGAGUAUCUACUGAAUUAGCAGCAGCAGGCGUUAAGGAGGUUGAAACUAAAUCAACAGCAGCAGGCCCUCAGAAGUUUGCUUCUACUAAAUCAGACACAGCAUGGCUUAAGAAGCGUCAACCUAAAUCAAGAGCAGCAGGCCUUGGGAGUUUUGCUUUUGCUAUGUCACUAUUGUUGAUGAACCGUGAAACUAAACCAUCACUAGCAAAAGCCAAUGCGAGGUUGAAAGAAUUGAUGGAGGUAUUGAUUGGUAUUCCGCAUGGAUCGCAUCCCUUGCACUCUAAACGAUCUUUUUUUGUAAAACUGUCAAAGUUAUAUGGUCUAGAUGUGGUUAAGAAAGAUAUAAUAAAUGUAAUUUUGGGUGAAAGUUUCAGGGAUAGUAGCGACAGCAUUAAAACCAUCAUUAUUGUUGGCAUGGAAGGAACGGGGAAAACAUGUCUUGCACGGUGCAUUUGUACUGAUUGUCAAGUUCUGGAAAUUUUUGACAACAUAAUUUGGGUGAAUGUUUCGGAUGAUUUUGAUUUAGGUAAAAUUGCAAGAAAAAUUAUUCUGUCUCUUGAAGGUUUGGAGCAUGACUCUUUGCGUCUCCUAACAUUAGUUCCAUUGCAAAGUCUGUUAGAUAGAAUUCAGCGAAAGAUUGUUAACAAGAAAUCACUUCUUGUUUUAGAUGGUGUGGGGAGAUAUGAUUGUGAUGAUUGGGAAGCACUUAGAGCUGUUUUUCAACAUGGCAUGUCGGGGAGUGGGAUUCUAGUGACUACUCAUGAGCACUUGGUUGCAGGAGCAAUGGAAUCAUCUUAUACAUUUUGUUUGGGAAAGCUGUCUGAUGAGUUGUGUUGGAUGAUACUUCGUGAAGUUGGAUUGAAUGAUGAUACUCUUGAAUAUGCAGUAGAGGAUAUAGGAAGGGAACUUGCAAGGAGGUGUGAAGGACUACCCUUUGCUGCGAAGGUUUUGGGAGAUGCUCUACGACAUUAUGACUUUGGGAUAAGAGGAUGGGAUGUUUUUCUGAGAAAUUGUAUCUGGAUAUCUCCUAGAAUACCCGAAUAUACGUCUAAAGUUCUAUCACUAUCUUAUUGCAAUCUACCUUUGUCUGUAAGACGGUGCUUAUCGUAUUGGGCUAUCUUCCCCAAAAACUUUGAGAUUUCGAAAACUCUUUUGGUGCAACACUGGAUGGCACAAGGUUAUCUGUACUCAUCUGAUAAUUUAGAAAUGGAACUAAAAGGUGAAGAGUACUUUAAAUGCUUAGAAGCUCAUUCAUGUUUCCAAUAUUGUAGCAGAGAUGGUGGUAUGCUUACUUGUAAGAUGCAUAGCAUAGUACAUGAUUGUGUCCAAUCUUUGCCCCCAUAUGACUUAAUGAUGGGGAUCGAGUCUGUUAAACAGCUGACUUUGAAUUUAUCUUCUUGGACGGAAGAGGUCAAAGUUAUUGGCACUCAUCAUUUGAUAAUGAUGAUUGCUCAAGGAGCUGGUUUUCCCAUGGACAUUAGUGGUGCAGAGAAAUUGCGGACCCUUGUUGCUGUUACUCAAGGGUGUUUGAUAACUAGUCAAGCAUUAUCUAACUUAUUUGAACAAUCCAAACAUCUGAGGUUAUUGGAUUUGAGCUUGACUAGUGGGUGGCAUAAUUGUUUUGGGCCAUCCGGACAAGGUAAUAUACUAGAUGAAAUUCCGGUGGAAAUCGGCGGAUUGAUUAAUUUGAGGUACCUUAGCUUGGCUGGCAGCAAAGUAUUGAAGAUAUUACCGGAAACAUUGUGUGACUUGCAUAAUUUGCAAUCCUUGGAUCUUACUGGUUGUAGUAGUCUUAGAAAAUUGCCAGAUGGAAUGGGGAAAUUAAUGAACUUGAGGUAUUUUUAUACCUGGUUUUGCUCUAGUAUAACUUCCUAUCCAAAAGGGAUUAGCUGCUUAACUUCUCUUAGAGAAUUAACCAAUGUCAUUGCUAGAGCUGAUCACAAUGAUGCAAAGGAAUUCACUCUUGGAGAUUUUGAAAAGUUGAACAACCUUUGUGGACAUGUUCGUGUGAAACUGGUAGGAAAUGCGAUAGAUGCAGAUGAGGCUAUUAGAGCUAGCCUUUGGAACAAGAAGGAUCUUGACCGUAUCAGAAUAAAUCUGGAUGGGGAUAUAGGGAAAGAAAGCCAAGACGUUAUAAAGAAAGCAUUAAACCCGCCUUCCGACUUGAAUAUAGAGUUCGUAGGAUGGUGGUUCUAGUCCAGAAAUGUAAGGAUGCUGCAAAGCAACAGGACAUACAUAUCCCCUGAGAGGCAUUGUCGUUGUCGUUGGUAGUGAAAGUUGAAGUAUAUUUUUAGUAUUUUAGUUUUUAUAUUAGGAUUUAACAAGUUAUUAAGAUGGAUUUUUUUCUGGAAAAAACAUGGAUACUUUUUUCUAAAAAUUUUUAUGAACUCUUUUGAAAUUUGUUGAA